UGAACGUCCUCGAUCAGUUGACUGCCAACUUGCAUUGCGCAAAGAUCGUCUUUUUUGUUGGCACCGGUGCCGCCGCGGUGGUUGUUGAUCAACAAAGCUCUCGCGACGCCAUAAGGAUGAGUCCGAACCCAACGCGGGACUGGGAACCGCUUGAGCAUACAUUGUAUGUGCGGUACGAUGAUCAGUUUGUUUUUCACUUUGAACCGUUCUUUGAGGAUCUGCCGUACGAGGUGAUGGUCUACCUGAUGCAGUUCUUGAACCACGCUGACAGACAUGCCAUGGCGCAGGCUUGCAGAGGGUUCUACGAAGGCUUGAAGCAUCCGUUCUUUAUGAGAUCGUCCGUGCUGCACAUUGACAACAUAGAGUUUGAGGACAAUGUCGAGCCUGUUCGGACCUUUCUCACGGCAUUCCGGUACUUUCCAAACAUCAAGCUAACGAAGAUCGCUUUUGGCAAUCGAAGUGAUUUUUGGGCUGAACUGGGCGAAUCUAUGGAAGAGUUGUCCUUCGAUAAUUGCAUCAUUUGGAAGCAAAAGCUGCUGUCGAUCCUCCGAUAUACGUUCCGCCUAAAGCGUCUCGCGAUCGAGAACUGUCCGGACCUGUUCCGCUCGUGGAAGGUCCUGGAGAACCUUACCGUAAUGUACAUCCCAACGCUACCGGCGUUGACUCACAUAAGUCUGGCGGGCAACAACAAACUAGAGGAGCAUCAUUUCGAUUUCAUUGUCGGAAUGGCGCCCAAACUCGACUCGCUAAAUGUGUCCAACUGCUUCAAGGGUAUCGAAGCUGGGCAGCGUUUUCGCAUGUUGGGACACGUUUUGCGUUUCUUGGAGCAGCGCCAGCACGCGAUCAAGCACUUUUACAUUGGCGACACGCCAGUAGACAAUUUGUUUCUGCGCCACCUCGCGGACAUCAAGGGACUCCGUCUAAAAAGCUUGUCGCUGAUGAUCAACGAUCGCAUCCCGCAAACGGAAGCCGGCAUCAUGGAUCUGUUCCAACUCCAAACCAACCUAACCUAUCUCGAUCUCACCAGGUCACUCGAAGUGCACGACACCGCUCUAAUGCAAAUCUCCAACAGCAUGCCACUGCUAGAAACCCUCAUCCUUAACCGUUGCUGGAUGAUCUCGGACUACGGAAUUGGCUCAAUCAAGAAGCUAACCCGUCUCAAGCACAUCGACCUCACCAACUGCGAACGCAUCUCCGACUGUGGAGUUCUGGAGGGCAUUCUAACCCACAACCGUAAACGCCUCCGAAAGCUCUACAUGGGUCUGCUAACCAACAUCGGAGAAGUGGUCUUCACGAAGAUCGCGUUCGACCUGAACAACCUUGCCGUGCUCGAUCUAGGAGGUUGUUCCAACUGCAUCAACGAUCGUUCGAUUCAGUACAUUUUCUACCACCUGGCAGGUCUGCAAGAGCUGAACGUGGACUGCUGUGCAAAGGUUUCCGACGCCGGCCUCACCGGGAUCGACCUGCCCGAGUGUGCGAUCGCAAUCUGGGACCUGCGGAUGACGUUUUCGAUUCAGAACCUGAAGCGGCUGCGCUAUCUCAACCUUAAUGGGUGCUUUCGGGUGACGGAUUUGACGUUUGUGCGGAAGUUUCGGCUGCGGGAGCUUAGGGAGCUGGUGCUGACGCGGUUGCUGAUCACCGACCUCGCCGUGCAAUCCUUCGUCCAGUCCUGCCCCUCGCUGGAGAUCAUCGACUUUAGCGAGAGUCCCAACAUCACCGAUCUGUGCGUGGAACUCGUCGCUCGACACUGCCGCCGGUUGACCACGCUGAAGCUGCACAACUGCCCGCUGGUGACGGACGCCUCCCUCGCCGCCCUCAUCAAGCACUGCCACGAGCUCAAACACCUCAACAUUCGCGGAUGUCCCGAGAUUACGCCCGAGGGCGAGGCCAAACUGGUCGCAAUUCCGACGCUGCGCCACGUGUUGGUCAACCUGAGGGAUUAGCAGUUGUCCUAAGUCGGUAGCCGUGAACCAGCGAGAAGUUAAGGUAGAUUAAGACAAGUAAAACACGGCCAACGAGGGACCGAGAGAGGAGCAAAAACAGAAGACAAAAAAAAAAACAGCAACUCGGGAGGAAAAAUCAUAAAAAAGUGAACGAAAACACACCGGAGAUGCAUACAAUAAACGUAUUAAAUCA
Culex quinquefasciatus (southern house mosquito) is the source of this 2136-nucleotide messenger RNA. Its product is annotated as F-box/LRR-repeat protein 2. The coding region runs from base 117 to 1943 and encodes 608 amino acids. Gene Ontology annotation, molecular function: protein binding. The record is from RefSeq and is a predicted model, not a curated record. Gene Ontology annotation, biological process: SCF-dependent proteasomal ubiquitin-dependent protein catabolic process. The transcript is spliced from 4 exons. Gene Ontology annotation, cellular component: SCF ubiquitin ligase complex. NCBI's taxonomy places the organism in Eukaryota, Metazoa, Arthropoda, Insecta, Diptera, Culicidae.